AUGGCCGAAACACACCAUCCACCGCUCAAUUACGAAGCCAGCGCGACCACCACCCACCGGCAAACCUCCUCAACUCUUCCACAAGAAGUAUCGCAGUGCCUGAAGAACGCCCGCUUCCUCCAUCUCGCCACAAUCUCCUCCAAUGAUCCCCAGUCGACAGAGUCGUCAUCAACAGACAAUACACCGACCCCUCACGUCUCUUUGAUGAACUACACCUUCCUCCCCAGCUACAACUACAACAACACCUCCUCCGGGCCUGUGAUCAUCAUGACCACCAACGCCCAGAGCAUCAAGACGCGGAACCUCCUCUCCAACCCCAAAGUCAGUCUCCUCGUCCACGACUGGGUGAGCCAUCGACCGCCCACGGCAAGCACGAAUACCUUGACCGGUGCACGAUCCGGGUCCCCGCCCGCGGCCGCCACGAGGAGUAGUCUGGCCAGCCUCCUACUCAACCUCAACACCUCGGCAUUAUCGUCCAUCAGCACGACAAUAGCCGGCACAGCGCGAUUCCUCGAGCAAGGGUCCGACGAGGAACGGUGGUGCAAGGAGACACACCUGGAGAACAACACGUUCGGGGACCAGGUCAAGGAGGAGGCCGGGUUUUUCGGGCAGGCGACGGGGGCAGACGGGAACAGUGCUUGCUAUAUUGCUGGCGACGAUGUAAGGGUUGUCUUGGUGCCGGUGAGGGCGGGCAGGAUUGCGGAUUGGAAGGGUGGGGUCAAGGAUUGGGUUGUCGUAGGUGAUGGAGAAGGUAGAGCCGGUGAGGCGGAGGAACGGGGGAGGAGUGAUAACGGGCAGGCGCCGCUGGUUAAUGGGAUUGUCAAUUGA
Exophiala bonariae is the source of this 828-nucleotide messenger RNA. RefSeq lists its product as uncharacterized. The transcript has a single exon. Lineage: Eukaryota; Fungi; Ascomycota; Eurotiomycetes; Chaetothyriales; Herpotrichiellaceae. Gene Ontology annotation, cellular component: nucleus; cytoplasm. The record is from RefSeq and is a predicted model, not a curated record. Bases 1 to 828 code for a protein of 275 amino acids.